UUUUCCUGGCCGCUGUCUUUUCUUCUGGAGGUCGUUCGAGUCACUUUAGAGCUCCGGACCGGCAGCACUAGCUCUUGAUACCUGCACUAUAAUCAUCAUGUUCUCCCGUUUAGCCAGACCCAGCGCCGGUGCUCUACUUCGCGGCCUCUCCACCAGCGCACAGAGCAAUGCCAGGGUAGCAGUGCUUGGAGCUUCUGGAGGAAUUGGCCAGCCUCUAUCGCUUUUACUAAAAAACAGUCCCUUGAUCAGUAAGCUGUGUCUGUAUGAUAUCGCUCACACACCAGGUGUUGCUGCAGACUUGAGCCAUAUUGAGACCCGAGCUGAGGUUACAGGUUAUCUUGGACCAGAGCAGCUGCCAGAGAGCCUUAAAGAUUGUGAAGUUGUUGUUAUCCCUGCUGGUGUCCCUCGAAAACCUGGUAUGACACGUGAUGAUCUGUUCAACACAAAUGCCAGUAUUGUAGCCAGUUUGACUGAAGCAUGUGCAAAAUAUUGCCCUGAAGCAAUGAUCUGUGUAAUUGCAAACCCGGUUAAUUCCACUAUCCCCAUUACCUCUGAAGUGUUUAAGAAGCAUGGUGUAUACAAUCCUAACCGAAUUUUUGGGGUGACCACUCUGGAUAUUGUUAGAGCAAAUACAUUUGUUGCUCAGUUGAAGGGUCUGGACCCUGCACGUGUUAAUGUUCCUGUGAUUGGUGGACAUGCUGGUAAAACAAUUAUCCCUUUGAUCUCUCAGAGCACACCAAAAGUAGAGUUCCCUCAAGAUCAGCUAGAAGCACUUGUUGGGAGAAUCCAGGAGGCUGGAACUGAGGUUGUGAAAGCCAAGGCAGGAUCAGGAUCUGCCACUCUGUCUAUGGCGUAUGCUGGUGCUCGCUUUGUCUUCUCUCUCCUGGAUGCCAUGAAUGGAAAGGAGGGUGUAAUUGAGUGCUCAUUUGUAAGAUCUGAAGAAACAGAGUGUCCGUACUUCUCAACUCCUCUUCUCCUUGGGAAAAAUGGCAUUGAGAAGAACCUCGGUCUAGGAAAGCUCUCAGCCUAUGAGGAGAAGUUGGUGGCUGACGCUAUGUCUGAGCUGAAAGGCUCCAUCAAGAAGGGGGAAGACUUUGUAAAGAGCCGCAAGUGACCCUUUCUCCCUUCAGAAUGAAAACUAGCUUCCUUAAUUUAUUGAAGCAUUGUGACACUUUAGGACAAGUCCCCUGCAUAAUAUGCUGUGAUGGAGGUCUGUCAAGUGGUGCUGAAAGGUGCAGCUUUGCUGUAUUGAAUGUGUUUUCUGUAUCUCAUGAGAGAUUUCCUCAUCGCACCUGUAAUAGGGACUUCAUUUGGCACUUAAGUUGUAUUUUACAUCAUGGCAAAGCAGAGACCUUUUGAGAAUUAAACAUCAUAUUUUCUUUGUAAAA
Molecule: messenger RNA, 1388 nt
Organism: Bombina bombina (fire-bellied toad)
Lineage: Eukaryota; Metazoa; Chordata; Amphibia; Anura; Bombinatoridae
Gene: MDH2
Product: malate dehydrogenase 2
Exons: 9
Coding region: 98-1114 (338 amino acids)
Biological process (GO): malate metabolic process; tricarboxylic acid cycle
Cellular component (GO): cytoplasm; mitochondrion
Molecular function (GO): L-malate dehydrogenase (NAD+) activity
Source: RefSeq, a predicted model, not a curated record